AUGGCCGUGGUUGAGAACUUGAGGGCCGCAGGCUCGUUGUCGAGCCUGUUGUCAUUGAAAGUGUUGGCUCUGGCGUCAGUAUUGCUGGCUGGACUGGGUCUUACGUGGUUGGUCGUCGAUUAUGCCAGAAUGCUACGACUUCACAGGAAAAUGCCACCCGGACCCAUACCUUGGCCAAUCGUAGGGAGCACUUUCUCCCUACCCAAAUUAAAGCCCUGGUACUACUUCGAAGCACUUUCGAAGCAAUUCGACAGUCCAGUGAUCACUUUUUGGAUUGGCCGCAGUCCGACAGUCUGGAUUAAUGACGCAAAGUCUGCUUCGGAGAUACUGGAGAAAAAAGCUGCGAUCUACUCGUCCAGGCCACGGAUGGUUGUCUUUGCCGAGUUGACAGAGAUGCAUCAGUCAGCUGACCCGAACUCCAAGCUGCCCGGCAAUAACCUGGUCACUAUGUUCUAUGGCGAGCGUUGGCGUGUCCAUCGCAAGAUCACGCAUCAGGGUGUCGGCUUGCAGCAGGUGCGAAACUAUCGUGGCUUCCAGAACGAUGAGAGUCGAUUGGUCGCAUACGACAUUCUUCAUGACCCGGCCAACUUCGUAGCGUAUUAUGAACGCUAUGCAACAAGCGUCGUGUCAAUCAUUGGCUUUAACCGCAGAGUGUCGAGCAUUGACAAUCCGAUCAUUACUGAGGUGAUAGCAGUGAUGCAGAAAGCUGCUGAGCUGAACGUGCCUGGUAAAGAGUUCCCAAUGCUAUUUGAGACAUUCCCAGCGCUGUCUCAUCUGCCACGAUCCUGGUUCCCAUGGUUUUUCAAAGGCAUGAGUCGGCGACGCAGAGGCCAGGACUUCUUCUAUACCCUUGCCGAGGAGGCGCACAAGAAAGACCCGACACAGACGUGCUACGCGAAUUCGCUAUUCAAGGAGCAAGAAAAGUACAACCUCGGAAAGCCAGAUAUAUCAAGCCUUGCGGGUAACCUUUUUGGUGCUGGUAGUGAUACCUCAAGCUCGACUCUGGUCACCUUCACCCUGGCAUGUUGCGCUUUUCCUGAAGUCCUACCUAAAGCCUGGGAAGAGCUAGAUCGAAUUGUGGGUCACCACAGAAGUCCGUCGUGGGAAGAUGAGGCGGAGCUCUCCUACAUCAAAGCUUUCGUGAAGGAAGUAUUCCGCUGGCGUAGUGUUGCCAUCAUUGGUGGCCAGCCGCAUGCUCCAGUGUCUGACGAUGAGUGGAAUGGCUAUUCGAUACCCAAGGGUACCUGGACUCAGGGUAACGUUUGGGCAAUCCAUCACAACGAGAGAGACUUCCCCGAUCCUGAUCGAUUCAAUCCCGAGCGCUUCAUGAAGGAUGGUCGGGAUGCUCGCCCCUUCCCUAACGAAAAAGGAUACAUGACUUUCGGCUGGGGACGCCGAGUGUGCUCCGGCCAAGGCCUAGCCGAGCAGGGCACCUUCAUGACCAUUGCAAGGAUGUUGUGGGCUUUCAACAUUCAGAAGGCGCUUGACUCGCAAGGGAAGGAGAUCCCAGUUGAUAUCUUCUCCUAUAGUGACGGCUUGAACUGGCGACCGCAUCCGUUUCCAUGUCGGUUUACUCCUCGAUCACCCGAGAUUGUAGAUGCAAUUGAGCGUGAAGGACGGCAAGCGCUGCAGGACUUAUCGAUGUAUGAAGGAGAGUCGGAAGCAAUCACAGCAUUCUUCAAACGGAACAAGUGA
Recurvomyces mirabilis is the source of this 1695-nucleotide messenger RNA. RefSeq lists its product as uncharacterized. Lineage: Eukaryota; Fungi; Ascomycota; Dothideomycetes; Mycosphaerellales; Teratosphaeriaceae. Gene Ontology annotation, molecular function: oxidoreductase activity, acting on paired donors, with incorporation or reduction of molecular oxygen; iron ion binding; heme binding. The transcript has 3 exons. The record is from RefSeq and is a predicted model, not a curated record. Bases 1 to 1695 code for a protein of 564 amino acids.